CCAACAGAAGUAGCCAACAGAAGUAGGAAACGACGAGAGAGAGAGUCCAAGGGAAAAGGCUGGAUUUUUUAGCGGCUUCCAAUGGCUACUGCUUCCUUUAUAUCCUCCAUUGGAGAAUACGGGGCCGUUUGGGUGAUGGGAAGCCAGUUUCAAUGGAAUCUUCUUCCACUUCUUCCAGAUUCCGAUUCCGGGACCUGCCGGAAAUGGAGAACUCCACGCAGUCCGACACCGCCUCUGACUUGUCCUCCGUGUCCAGCGACGGAGAAGACGACGAGUCCGACCUUCAAUCCAUGACUGGAAAGGGAAUUAAGCAUCUGUGUUCAGAACUCUUGGAGCUAAAGGCUGCAUCCGGCGAAGAAUUUCACAAACACAUCUUUUCGAAUUAUUCGGCCUUCGUCAGAAUAUUUGAAGAAGUAGGGCUUGUGGAAAAUGAGUUGAAGCAACUGAAGAACCAUGUAGUGACCCAAAAGAGGCUUGUAAGUGAACUUGCAGAUGGCAUAUAUUUGAAGGUUUUAUCAAAGGAGACUAUAGACUUGGUUUUUGAAGAACCCGAAUUUUCGGAAUUUUCAGAACCAGUUACCAUCACCAACUUAGGGGAUCAUGCAAAUGAUGUUUUAGCAACCUUGGACACUCUCUUGUCUGAAAACAGAAUCGAUGAAGCAUUGACCAUCUUCGAAUUAGAGGACGAGAAUUUCCAGAGGUUGCAGUUUGAGGAGGGUCGCCCGUUGGAUGAGCUGAGGUUAUUUAGUACUGAAAUUUCCGAGAGGAAGGCUUUGGUUACAAUGCAGUUGACAAUGGUGGCUGAAAAUCCAAGAAUAGCUGCGCCGGAACUUCAGAAAGCGCUGGUGGGGCUCUGCAGACUAGGUGACAGCCAUCUCGCAACACAAUUGUUGAUCAAGUAUUACCGUUCGCGCAUUGCGUCUGGGACACUAAAUUUGCAGGCUUCGAAAUCGUUUUUGAAUAGGGUUUAUAUCAGGGAGCUUUCAAAGUUUGUGUUCUCUAUGAUUUCUCAAGCAGCAAGAAGUUUUGUGAUGUUAUAUGGGGAGACUUCUUCUUAUGCAUCAGAACUUAUCCAGUGGGCUCGUAGAGAAACAAAAUUGUUUGGUGCUUGUUUCGACAGGUAUGUGAAAUCCAUAUCAGAAAUAAGUGGUGGAUUGUCCACAGCAGUAGAAGCUGUGCAGUUUGCAAUGUCUUUUUGCUCUUUGUUGGAAAGUCAGAGAUUAGUGUUGCGGCCGUACUUGAUCAACUACAUUCGCCCUUGUAUCGAAGAGGUUCUGCGUAAACACCUAGACCAUUUUAAGAAAGUCGUCGAUAUCUUUACAGCAACUGAUGCUUGGGUUUUGGGAAGAUAUCUUGUAUCUGGAAUCAUGAAUGAAGGGUGCUCUUCCAUGGUUGUUGGCCAACAACCAGAAUAUUGCUUGCUCACAAACAGCGGCAGGAAGUUUGUAACGCUGCUGCAGUCUAUCACUUUAGAUGUCACCCCAUUAGUUUCCCUUCAAAUCGAAGGAUUAAUCGUUAGCGGACUUAUGAAUCUCUUUAAAAAGUAUGUAGACAUCCUUGCGAUAGCCAUCAACUGUCAGGUGACUGUUAAAGAAAAAAGUAAUCCAAGAAUAUACUUGGCCGAGUCAGUGCAGCAACAGGUUUCAAUACUAGCCAAUCUGUCAUCGCUCGAGCAACUCUUCUCCAACAUGGUUAGAAGUAUCUUCAAGGCUGUCAGUGACAUCAACUCUGAGUUAAUGAAAACCCUUCCAGACAGUUAUCAAGCGAAGGAACUUGAUAGUUGUAUCUCAUUGAUUCAGGAGGCUUCUAGUCGUCUCAGAGAUCUUUAUUGUGAGCAAUUUAUAUGUAAAAUUAUGUCCCUAAGAAAUAGUGACAACCUUACUCCCGAAAAUUGCAUUGACGACCAGGGUGAGUCUUGCGUGUUCCAGGGAUUGAUGCCCUCUCUUGCUUCUCAGGUACUGUUUUUAGAACUUCGGAAACUGGAAAAGCUUUCUGAAGACAAUGUCUUUGAAAUUGAUUGGUUAAUGGAGCUACUAAGGGAGCUCAUAGAGGCCGUAUUUGCUUGGAUUCCAAACAACAUAGAGAUCUGGGAUACCGAUAGCGAGAAUAUGAUGGAAGAGCAUCCUUUCAACUCGAAGCAGUUUGUUUUGGACGUGCAAUUUCUGGUGGAAAUCUCAGCGUAUGGAGGAUACUUCUCCAACAACCCUUUGUUUCUCAUAAAUCUCAUGAAAUCGGCCUUGCUUUCAGCUGGACUAGAUCCAAAAAGAGAUGUCAGCGAGGAUGUAUGGGCUAUAGACUCUGCUGCCGAAGCAAUCCAAAAGCUGCUGGAGAUUGAGAAUUCACAGUCACGUGUGGACCAAGAGCCUCUCUCUGAACUAGAAUCAGGGGAGGAGGAACCAUGCAAGUUCGCCACUGAAUCUUUCCAGGAUGAUCGUAGUUCUUCAGAGGAGGAUGCAGUAGUCACAGAUGAUUCAGAAGGCGUCUCCAAUGCAGAAUUGGAACCAUUGAAUGCAGAAGAACCAUGCAUGGAGAAGUUCAAGAUUUCCACCGACUCUGUUCAGGAUGAUGCUUGUUCUUCAAAUGAGAGUUUAGUAGCCACAUAUGGUUCGGAAGGUGCGCUUAAUGCUGAAUCAGAACCAUUGGAUACAGAACCAUCUGGGGACCAAUCCAAGAAUCCGGCUAAGUCUUUUGCGGACAAUGUUAUAAGCUCUUUAGAAGAUUAUGCAGAGUCAGAGGAGGACGAAAUGGCCACAUAUGAUCCUGGAUGCAUGGAGAAGUCCGAAAAUGCAUCUGAAUCUUUUCAGGAAGAUGUUACAAGUUCUUUGGAUGAUUCUGUGGAACCGGAAGUUGCCAUUAAUGCUGAAACAGAAUCGUUUGCUGAACCACGCACUGUUGAAUCACAGCGCGUAACUGAGUCUUUCGAGGAUGAUGCUUUAAGUCCUUCAGAGGAUGAUGUGGUAGCCAUGGACAAAGCUGAAGCUGCCUCUAGCGCAGAAACAACACCAUUGAUUAAAGAACCAUGUCCUCAAACUAAGGUCUUCGAAAAAGCGUCUGACAAUGCAGUUGAUACGUUACAGAUCAUUGAAGAAACUAAUGAACCAUCUGCAUAGUUGGCUGCGACGGACAUCUAUGAGGCCGUGGAGAAGAACGUUCCGGCAGAGGAAGGGAAUGACGGUCAAUGUGAUGAACAGGCUAUAAGAAAAUAAAACAAAUGACAGAAGCUUUUUUAUUUAUUUAUGUAUUGUAUCAACAAAUUGUGACAAUGUUCAACCUAAUUUGCUUUAGAA
Malus domestica (apple) is the source of this 3287-nucleotide messenger RNA. RefSeq names its product exocyst complex component EXO84B-like. Gene Ontology annotation, cellular component: exocyst. NCBI's taxonomy places the organism in Eukaryota, Viridiplantae, Streptophyta, Magnoliopsida, Rosales, Rosaceae. The record is from RefSeq and is a predicted model, not a curated record. Gene Ontology annotation, biological process: Golgi to plasma membrane transport; exocytosis; intracellular protein localization.